CCAUGUGAGCUCUUGUGGGAUGGUUUCAGCGUAUGCUGGAAUGCGAGUGUCCAGUUGUAUACGGCGUCAAUAAACGUACUGUUGCAGCUGCUACCACCCCACGCAAACCCUGUCUGGUGGACGGGACAUGUAAGUUUACCGCUGACUUUGCAACAUCGGUCCUGUCACAUUUGA
Phytophthora sojae is the source of this 174-nucleotide messenger RNA. RefSeq lists its product as hypothetical. Lineage: Eukaryota; Oomycota; Peronosporomycetes; Peronosporales; Peronosporaceae. The record is from RefSeq and is a predicted model, not a curated record. The annotation marks the transcript as partial. The transcript has a single exon.